Messenger RNA from Aspergillus clavatus NRRL 1, 3072 nucleotides. RefSeq names its product MCM DNA helicase complex subunit MCM4. Bases 1 to 3072 code for a protein of 1023 amino acids. The record is from RefSeq and is a predicted model, not a curated record. Lineage: Eukaryota; Fungi; Ascomycota; Eurotiomycetes; Eurotiales; Aspergillaceae. Gene Ontology annotation, biological process: mitotic DNA replication initiation; DNA strand elongation involved in DNA replication; double-strand break repair via break-induced replication. The transcript has 5 exons. Gene Ontology annotation, molecular function: single-stranded DNA binding; single-stranded DNA helicase activity; ATP binding. Gene Ontology annotation, cellular component: MCM complex; nucleus.
AUGUCUUCUCCCGCUUCCACUCGGCGAAGGGGCCGCCCGGCGAAAGAUUCAGCAACUUCUUCUCCUGCACGGUCAACUCGUUCUCGUCAGAUUCAGACCAGCAGCCCGACAAGAUCCGCAGAUGAACAGUCACAAGCGACCCCUAGGGCUUCAAGGCGCCUGAGAGGCGAAGGACCAGUACCCGAGUCGUCGCCCAUGUUUUUCCAGUCCUCGCCAUUGAAAGGUGGCAGCAGCAGCGCCGAAACCCCAGAUGUGAGAAUGGAUGAGCCCAGCUCUCCCGUGAGAGCGUCUUCUACAGCAGAUGAAGGAGAAAGGACACCGCGGGGCAAUGCCCCAACUAUGAGAGAUUCGUCUCCCAUUCGGUACAUGUCGAGUUCCAGUCCGACCAGAGCUUAUAACCGCCAGUCCCAGCGUUCCGAUAUUCCCAGCAGCAGCAGUGGGCUGUUUGUUUCAUCCCGACCUGGCAUCGAGGGCCAUCGUGCUGCGUCCCGCCGCAGCGACUUGCACUCUGGUGGCUUUGGAUCCACACCAAAUCGUCGCCGGCGGUUAUUUGUUGAUGCCAACGGGAUGCCCGCUGGGGAUGGUGACCCACGCUCCGAUGCGACGUUCUCGAACCUUCAUCCGGAUACUUCGGAGGCCGAGGUUUUGGGUGGCAGUUCCACUCGCGUCAUCUGGGGUACCAACAUUUCCAUCCAAGAUUCCAUGUCCGCCUUUAAGAAUUUCCUGCACAACUUCCAAACCAAAUAUCGUCUAUGGGCGGAGGGAGCGACUGAGGAUGAGACCCGUAUAAUGGGUGACACUGCCGAGGAACGCGAAUAUAUCAACAUGCUGAACACCAUUCGCCAACUGGGCGUGACCAGCUUGAACUUGGAUGCCAAGAACCUCAAGGCGUAUCCCGCGACGCUGAAACUGUGGCAUCAGUUGCAUGCCUACCCGCAGGAAAUCAUCCCGCUGAUGGAUCAGGCUGUGAAGGAUGUGAUGGUGGAGCUCGCGAUCAAGGAAAUGGAACGCCUACGGACGCAGAAUCAACGCAACCAAAACCAUGCCAGGGACUUGAGCUCGGGCCCUGCGGGUCCUAGCUCUGAUGCCCUCAGUGAAACCGGCCGCAUGCCGCAGACCGAGAUCCCGGAUCUUGUUGGCGAAGUGGAAACGAAGACUUUCAAGGUUCUGCCAUUCGGCCUUGACGCUACUGUCAACAUGAGAGAUCUUGACCCUGCAGAUAUGGAUAAAUUGGUGAGUAUCAAGGGCUUGGUCAUUCGGACAACUCCCAUCAUUCCUGAUAUGAAAGAAGCCUUCUUCCGUUGUCAAAUCUGCAAUCACGGUGUUCAGGUGGAUAUUGACCGGGGAAAGAUCGCCGAACCCACUGAAUGUCCACGUCCAGUGUGCAAGGAACGAAACUCGAUGCAACUGAUUCAUAAUCGCUGCGUAUUCGCCGACAAGCAGGUAAUCAAAUUGCAGGAGACCCCCGACAGUAUCCCUGAUGGUCAAACUCCUCACUCAGUUUCGCUUUGUGUCUACGAUGAAUUGGUCGAUGUCUGUAAAGCUGGUGACCGAGUCGAAGUAACGGGUAUCUUUCGGUGCAACCCUGUCCGCAUCAACCCUCGCCAACGUACUCAAAAGUCUCUGUUCAAGACGUACAUCGACGUGCUUCAUGUUCAGAAGAUCGACAGGAAGAAGCUGGGUAUUGACGUCUCGACCAUUGAACAAGAGCUUUCCGAGCAGGCUGUUGGGGACGCUGAACAAACCCGCAGGAUCUCAGCAGAAGAGGAGGAGAAGAUCAAACGCACUGCCACCCGACCUGAUCUGUACGAACUUCUGGCUCGGUCCUUGGCUCCCAGCAUUUACGAGAUGGACGACGUGAAGAAGGGUAUCCUUCUGCAGUUGUUCGGUGGCACGAAUAAGACGUUUCAAAAGGGCGGCAAUCCGCGGUACCGUGGUGAUAUUAACGUUCUUCUCUGUGGUGACCCGUCCACUUCGAAGUCUCAACUUCUCCGAUAUGUUCACAAAAUCGCUCCCCGCGGUGUGUAUACCAGCGGUAAGGGUUCUUCCGCUGUCGGUCUUACAGCGUAUGUCACCAGGGACCCCGAAACCCGCCAGCUUGUCCUCGAAUCGGGUGCUCUGGUUCUCUCAGAUGGUGGUAUCUGCUGUAUCGAUGAGUUCGACAAGAUGAACGAGUCCACUCGGUCUGUGCUGCACGAAGUCAUGGAACAGCAGACUGUGUCCAUUGCCAAGGCAGGCAUCAUCACCACCCUGAAUGCUAGAACGAGUAUUCUUGCUUCUGCCAAUCCCAUCGGGAGCAGAUACAAUCCUAACCUGCCCGUUCCUCAGAAUAUUGAUCUGCCACCAACCUUGCUGUCUCGAUUCGACCUGGUCUACCUUGUUCUGGACCGUGUAGAUGAGCAGGAAGAUCGCCGGCUUGCGAAGCAUCUGGUCAACAUGUACCUUGAGGACCGGCCGGACAAUGCCGCCGAGGAAGAGAUCCUGCCUAUUGAGUUCCUUACGGCCUACAUUACCUACGCUAAGACCAAGGUGCAUCCCGUACUCACUCCUGCGGCCGGCAAAGCCUUGUCGGACGCCUAUGUCAACAUGCGCAAGCUCGGCGAUGACAUUCGCUCUCAUGAUCGCCGUAUCACCGCCACGACUCGUCAACUCGAGUCCAUGAUCCGGCUGUCGGAAGCGCACGCCCGUAUGCGGCUGUCGACUGAGGUCACCGCGGAUGAUGUGGAGGAAGCUGUGCGUCUGAUUCGGUCCGCAAUCAAGCAAGCAGCUACGGACUCGCGGACUGGCCUGAUCGACAUGGGACUGUUGACUGAGGGCACGAGUGCUAGCGAAAGACGCAACCGUGAAGCACUGAAGCGCGCCCUGCUGUCCGUGGUUGACGAUUUGUGCAGCAGGGGAGGCGCUGCGCGGUGGGCGGAGGUCUUCAGAGUCUUGAACGAGAACAGCAGCACCGAGGUGGAUGGUGCUCAAUUCGCAGAUGCCGUUCGCGCGCUGGAGACCGAAGGCGCUGCCAGUGUUAUUGGCGAGGGUGCGCGACGGAGUAUCCGGCGUAUCGGAGGCACUCUCUUAUAA